GUGAGUGUACAACAUUGGGGACACCAAAACUUGCUAUCGUCGGCGUUUCAUUUACUGGUCCACGGUCACUAGUCGACUGACGGCAACUUGCAGACAGGAUGAGUUUGAAUAACCACAUGGAGCAACAAUCUCGAUCGCAACAUAUAUCGACAUCGGCGGCGGGACACCACCACCACCAGCAGCAGCCGCCAACGCUGCUCAUUAGAACCGAGAAGCCGUACCCGCGGACACCGAAGUGUGCACGUUGUCGCAACCACGGCGUGGUGUCAGCACUGAAGGGACACAAACGCUAUUGUCGAUGGCGGGACUGUGUCUGCGCCAAAUGCACCCUGAUCGCAGAGAGACAGCGUGUCAUGGCCGCACAAGUUGCACUCAGGCGUCAGCAGGCGCAGGAAGAAAACGAAGCUCGAGAGCUGGGCUUCUUAUAUGGUAACGCCGAAAGUGCAAUAUUUGCAAUGAACGCUUCAUCAGCUGCGGCGACAUCAAAAACAUAUGGAUCAUAUCGGGCGACACCACCCAACGAUACUGACCCAAUGAGCCCAGAGAUGAAAAGACAGAAGGUGGAUCUCAACUUCCCCGGAGUAAAUAGCGCAACCACGUCAUCAUCAAUAACCGCGGACCGAAGAUCAGCAUCACCUGCAUCGACGGCCAGCGACAGCGGGGUCAUAUCACCCGGGAUUAUCCCGUCUUCGUCGGCAGACGCAAGAACCGCAUCAGCGUCUCCAGAUAUGACACCAGUGACACCGAAGGAAGAACCCCACAGUCCAACAAGUGAAGACGACGUCAAGUCAGACCACUACUCAGCGAGGGACGAAAAUUCUCCGAGAUCCUCGCCAUCGCUCCCACCACCCCCGCCUCGAUCUUCAAAACAUCACGAAUCCAGUAUCUUUAACUCAACAGACAGCUCCCGAGCGCAUCGUUCCCCUAUCGAGAUUCUAGCUUCAGUGUUUCCUAGUCAGAAAAGAAGUGUGCUACAGCUUAUACUACAAGGGUGUAACGGGGACGUGGUACAGGCAAUCGAACAGGUGUUGAACAACCACAAUUCGGCACAACAUUUCAGUACAAUUGCGACUACAACCUCAAACGGAACAGUGCUAACACAUCGGCCGUAUUUAUCGUCAUCACCUUUGAGUUCACCUGGUCUUAAGUCGGCCUUCUCUCCCAUACCCACAUCAGAUAGGGGUGUUCACACUACAGUCGGGAUGGGUCUGAACCCAGCAGUUCGUUUCGCGUAUGCGCCACACCCACGAGGCUUUGCAUUUGUCAGUCCUUAUCCACCAGCAAUGAUGCCCGCUGCCAUGGCAUCGAGACAAGUCACGGACUAUAGUUUUAGCGGUCUGAUGAGGGGGAUGUCACAUGGUCACAAAGAACCACACAGAGCACCCAACGGCAGCUCAGGUGUCUUCCCAAUGUAUUCAUCCGCAUGUAGAUGUAAAUCGUGUUUAUCAAAUGACAAAUCACAACCGUGUAUACAUGAUCAGUGA
Molecule: messenger RNA, 1484 nt
Organism: Saccoglossus kowalevskii
Lineage: Eukaryota; Metazoa; Hemichordata; Enteropneusta; Harrimaniidae
Product: doublesex- and mab-3-related transcription factor A2-like
Biological process (GO): sex differentiation; regulation of transcription by RNA polymerase II
Cellular component (GO): nucleus
Molecular function (GO): RNA polymerase II cis-regulatory region sequence-specific DNA binding; DNA-binding transcription factor activity, RNA polymerase II-specific; protein binding
Source: RefSeq, a predicted model, not a curated record